CGUGAAGGAAGUCAUGGACACUAAGAUGCUUGACAAAGGACAUGAACAGCCCCGAUGGACGAUGUGGAGGUGCUGUUUCUCAUCCCUUGCAAAAGAUGAUGUCCACUCCCUCCCUGCUCACACCUGCCUUGUGCCGAGUCCGGGUGUACUCGGGAAUCGUCAAUCUCUUGCGUACCUAGAGUUUUCUCCGGCCUCUCCCGUUGCUAGACUAGAGGAGAAAGUAUUGCCACAACCG
This is a messenger RNA of Pyricularia grisea, 235 nucleotides long. RefSeq lists its product as uncharacterized. The annotation marks the transcript as partial. The transcript is spliced from 2 exons. NCBI's taxonomy places the organism in Eukaryota, Fungi, Ascomycota, Sordariomycetes, Magnaporthales, Pyriculariaceae. The record is from RefSeq and is a predicted model, not a curated record.